AUGAUAAGCAACGCCGUCCUCACGUCAAACCCCAACGAGGUACCGGGGCCCGUGCAGCGCAGGCACCUGGAGUUCUCGCCUGGAAGCGGGCGCACAUCAGUGACUGCGCCAGCUGCGCCACGGGCCAGUCCCUCGACCGAGGCCUCUCGCAGUGAUGAGGAUUCCCCGUACCCUCCCAGUGAUACGUCAAGGUUGCCACCGACAUCCUCUGCGGCAUCUCCCUCAGCGUCGAUGAUCAACACCUGUCCCCAUGCAGACUUGCUGGCAAGCGAAAUCUUCGACACUACGACCCCGUCACAGGCUGUGUCCCACUCCCAGCCGCUACCGCGACCUGCGCAGCCCAGAUCACACGACGACUCACGCCCGCACGCCUUCCCUUCUCAGCUCGACUCGUAUGCAAGGGGCACAGCAACGAUCGCCAGCAUGAGAGAAUUGCAGGUGCGUUACGAUGACUUGCUGGAGCGCUCUGAGGAUCUGCGCAGUAAGUACGCAGUCCUGCACACUCGGGCGAAGCGUGUUCAGGAGCGAUUCCAGAAACUGGCUGCGCAGGCUAAGGCGAGGAGGCACGUGUGA
Messenger RNA from Trichosporon asahii var. asahii CBS 2479, 573 nucleotides. RefSeq lists its product as uncharacterized. The record is from RefSeq and is a predicted model, not a curated record. The transcript is spliced from 2 exons. Lineage: Eukaryota; Fungi; Basidiomycota; Tremellomycetes; Trichosporonales; Trichosporonaceae. The coding region runs from base 1 to 573 and encodes 190 amino acids.